Messenger RNA from Otolemur garnettii (small-eared galago), 520 nucleotides. RefSeq names its product heat shock protein family B (small) member 3 (gene HSPB3). The record is from RefSeq and is a predicted model, not a curated record. Bases 26 to 481 code for a protein of 151 amino acids. NCBI's taxonomy places the organism in Eukaryota, Metazoa, Chordata, Mammalia, Primates, Galagidae. The transcript has a single exon. Gene Ontology annotation, cellular component: nuclear speck; cytoplasm.
GUUGGGUGCUGUUUUUGCUUCCAGUAUGGCAAAGAUCAUUUUGAGGCACCUGAUAGAGACUCCAGUGCGCUACCAGGAGGAGUUUGAAGCUCGAGGUUUGGAAGACUGCAGGCUGGAUCAUGCUUUAUACGCACUGCCAGGGCCAACCAUCACCGACCUGAGUAAGCCCAGGGCGGAGGCGCAGCCUCCUGCAGGGGACUCGGCCGCAGAGUCGCUGCCCGGACAAGGCAAAGCCCGCUUUCAAAUCCUGCUGGACGUGGUCCAGUUCCUCCCCGAAGACAUCAUCAUUCAGACUUUCGAAGGCUGGCUGCUGAUCAAGGCGCAACACGGAACCAGAAUGGACGAGCAUGGGUUUGUCUCAAGGAGCUUCACCCGACAGUACAAGCUGCCAGAUGGCGUGGAAACCCAAGACUUGUCUGCGAUCCUCUGCCACGAUGGAAUUUUGGUGGUAGAAGUAAAGGAUCCAGCUGAGACUAAGUGAGAUCGUAUCAGUUCCUGUUCACAGGACACCAGUAUUAUA